AUGCUUCCGGGAGUGCUCAUGAGACUGAACCGGAUCUAUGAUGGUGUCGAGAUUCUCGAGAGCCACAACAUGACGUUCCAAUUGAAGGGCCCGUGGUUUGCUGGAAUGGAUACAUUAGUCACUGUUGAUCCAUCUAAUGUCCAUCAUAUAAUGAGCAAAAACUUCUACAACUACAUCAAAGGUCCUGAGUUCCAAGAAGUCUUUGAAAUCUUCGGAAACGGACUACUCAACACUGACUCGGAUCGAUCCAACAAUCUGUGGAAGUGUUAUCAUGCCAUGCUUCAUGAUCAAAGGUUUAUAAGGUUUUCAAUCUGUGCCGUGAGGAAUAAACUCAAAGACGAACUUCUGCCUCUUCUUGAUCAUUUCGCAAAGGAAGGGACGGUCGUAGACUUGCAAGAUGUGUUCCGGAGAUUCACAUUCGAUACAGCCGUGACAAUACUAGGUGUGCCUGAUCCUAAAUCUCUCUCUGUCCAUAUGGCCAACAACAACGAGUUCUCUAAAGCCCUAGAAGAUGUUGAAGUAGCGAUGGUGUAUAGGCAUAUGUCACCAAGAUUCAUGUGGAAGCUACAAAACCGGUUGGGACUGGGACAAGAGAAGAAGUUGACAGAAGCUGAUGCCGUCUUUGGUCGUUUGUGUGGGAAAUACGUAUCUGAUAAGAGACAAGAGUUACGAAAUGAGGUCAACAAUGAAGAAGUUGUGGAUCUUUUAACGUUCUUCAUAAAGUUCGAGCUCUUGGCUCCUAUUGAUGACAAACUCCUCAGAGACGUCUUUGUCGGAUUCAUUCUAGCGGCGAGAGACACUAUUGCAUCUACACUCACUUGGUUCUUCUGGCUUCUAUCCAAAAACCCUCAAGUCUUGACCAAGAUUCACCAUGAGAUCCAAGAGAAUCUACCAAGAUCCGGAAGUGGUCAUGAGAGACCAUCUUAUGAUGAUCUGGAUAAGUUGGUGUAUCUAAAUGGCGCAUUGUGUGAAACAAUGAGGCUUUACCCACCAGUUCCAUUCCAACGCAGGUCAGCGGUAAAUCAAGAUGUUCUUCCGAGUGGGCAUAAAGUUGAUGCAAACUCAAAGAUCAUGAUUUUUGCUUACGCGAUGGGAAUGAUGAGAGCAGUUUGGGGAGACGACGCAUUGGAGUUUAAGCCAGAGAGAUGGAUUACUGCGACCGGAGGGAUAAGACAUGAGCCUGCUUACAAGUUCUUUGCAUUUAACGCCGGUCCAAGAACUUGUCUUGGCAGGAACAUGGCUUUGACUCAGUUGAAGAUGGUGGUUGUUGAGAUAUUACAAAAGUAUGAUGUUGAGGUCGUAGAGGGACAGAAGAUUGAGCCAUUUUCUGGUCUUAUUCUUCACAUGAAGCAUGGGCUUAGAGUCAGAUUUAAUAAGAGAUGUUGA
Molecule: messenger RNA, 1386 nt
Organism: Microthlaspi erraticum
Lineage: Eukaryota; Viridiplantae; Streptophyta; Magnoliopsida; Brassicales; Brassicaceae
Source: the annotation of a GenBank genome assembly